AUGAAGUUCAACCAUUCUGUUUUGACUUUAACUGCUGGUGCAUUGUUCGUCAAUGCUCUUCCGUCUGGCUCCUCCAGCGAGUCUAGAGGUCACGAUGCACCGCCGUGUAGAUUCGCCCUGAAGUGGUCGCAGGAGCAAGUUCUCGAGCGCACGGAUGAGUUCAUCUCCGACUUGCUCUACUGGGAGGGCAAAUUCCACCAAAAUGACAUUGCUUACAAUGCUGUGAACGGCAUGUCGUACGAUGGCUCUCAGAUUGACUGGGUCACGGGCGAGAACACGAAGAAGCAUACCUUCAGUGCUGCUAGCAAAGAGGCUUUACAAAUUAUGCUGUACUCCCGCGUCAUUGAUGGAUCUCCAGAAGCGGCCCGGUUUAUAAGCCCAAAGAAUCCAAAAGAUGCUUCAAGCCAAGUCAUCUCUAUCAUGGAGAAGAAACUCAAAACAUACCAGCGAUUCAACGAAACCUAUCCCGGGUUUGGAGGGGCUCUCCCAUGGAUAGCAACAAGCACUGCAGACGUUUCACCACAGGACGACUGGACCAAUCGCGUACCAGGUCUCGACAAUGGUGAAUUAUGGUGGUCUGUCUAUGCAUGGAUUCAGGUCCUGGAAAAAGUCGACCAGCAUGGUUAUCAAGAUCUAGCCAAGGGCUGGAAGACAUGGCUCGACUACACCUUGACAAACAUGGUCAAAAUCUUUCAUAGAGGCAACGGUGUUGUAUGCGCUGUCACCGAGAUUGGCGACCAAGCUCUGCCGGUCGACGACCCCGCCCAGACAUACAAGUGUGAGGGUGAAGGCGUACUGAAUGACCCGUAUGAGGGUGAACUAGUUCCCUACAUGUUCCACCUCUUCGGAAACCUGUCAGAAGAAGAUAAGGAUGCGUUGUGGGUGGCCAAGCGUCCGCAACUGGUCAAGGAUGAAUAUGAAAUGGGCGGUGUUGGCCCGAUCACAGUGGAAAGAGGAUAUUGGUUUUCUGGUCAUGAGCCAUGGAAGGUCCUCGAACUUCCCUUUUACGAUGUCGAUAUUAUCCGACGCGUAUAUCACAAUGCUGAGAGAGUCCGUACCUGUAACUCAGUGGUAACCAAGGUCCCGGGAUUAUUCGCGUCUGUCAACAAUAUUACAGACGUCGAGACCGACACAAUAAUUGGCUACAUCUCUCCGGCCGGUAUCCCCUCCAUCGCCAACCAGACGGAGCAGUACCUUGAUGUCAUCACCCCUUAUGCCUCUUGGCCGACGAUUCUGUUUGACAAGUCUGUCGGUCUCGCUUGGUGGAGAAAUAUGGUGUCCGGGAAGAAGAUGCAGAAUCCCUAUGGAAGUACCGAAUCUACAAGAGUCGAUGGUGAGGGUGUGUCUGCGCUCUUGACCUGGGACAGCAAGGUCCUCACUGUUGUUUCGAUACUUGGGGGAGUCGGUGAUCUUGCUCGUGAGAGAAUGCAGGCUGAUGGCGUGUACAACGAAUUUAUCCGUAUUGCAGAGCGAGAGUAUUCAAUGGUUUUCGGUGACCUCAAGGGAGAGGAUAUUGAACUCUGUUUGCCUAAGGUACAAAUUCCGGAUGGGGGACUCAAGGACUUUACGCAUUGCGAGGCAUAA
This is a messenger RNA of Clonostachys rhizophaga, 1584 nucleotides long. The record is from the annotation of a GenBank genome assembly. NCBI's taxonomy places the organism in Eukaryota, Fungi, Ascomycota, Sordariomycetes, Hypocreales, Bionectriaceae.